Molecule: messenger RNA, 485 nt
Organism: Osmia bicornis bicornis
Lineage: Eukaryota; Metazoa; Arthropoda; Insecta; Hymenoptera; Megachilidae
Product: PAT complex subunit Asterix
Exons: 2
Coding region: 137-469 (110 amino acids)
Biological process (GO): protein insertion into ER membrane
Cellular component (GO): endoplasmic reticulum membrane
Molecular function (GO): protein folding chaperone
Source: RefSeq, a predicted model, not a curated record
CAAAGGCAUGUCCAGUUUUCUACUGUCUAUAGUCACUGCUGAUACACUAAUCAGCUGUUCCAUUAUUUUAUUGAAUAAAAUUUUGAUAUUAUUUUCUUCAUUUUUCAAUUAUCAUUAAGUUAUACUGCUUUUUAAAAUGAAUAGUUCAUCAGAUCCUAGACGACCAGAACGGGAAGUUCGAUAUAAACCUAAUGUAAUGAACAGUCAAGUACAACUCGGCGAUAAUUCUACACCAGAUUACAUGAAUAUAUUAGGAAUGGUGUUCAGUAUGUGCGGUUUAAUGAUGAGAUUGAAAUGGUGUGCAUGGGUUGCAUUAUAUUGUUCUUGUAUAAGUUUUGCCAAUUCCAAAGUAUGCGACGAUACUAAACAAAUUCUCAGUAGCUUUAUGUUAUCUAUAUCCGCAGUUGUAAUGUCAUAUUUACAAAAUCCACAACCAAUGACUCCACCUUGGGCAUCAGCAAUGCAAUAAAAUUAUUUGAAAUGUC